GAUGUAAUGAACAUAAUUGCACCAACUGUGCCAUCUGAUCGAGUGUAGCAGGCAAACAAAUAAACAAUACCAUGUCUCGACUAACGAUCCUUUUCGUCCUCGCCGUCAUCUAUGAAGUGCUUGGAGAAGGUGUCGUACAAGAGAAGGAUUCUAAGCCUGCACAGUCCGGUAUUUUGCCAGUAGCAGCGACGGGCCUUAUCGGCCAUGGUGUGGGCUACGGCGGUUACGGUGCUGGCCUCGUCGGCCCCGCCGGUGUCGUCGCAGCAGGUCCCGCCGUCAUCGGCAGUGCUGCCGGACUUAACAGCGCCGCGGCCGUAGGAGCUGCUCAACUUAGCGCUAUCCAGCAAGCUCAAGCCGUCCAAGCAGCUCAGAUCGCCAACUCCGCCGCCGCCGCCAUCCAAGGAGCCCGUGUGACUGAAGCCGCAGCUAGAGCCGGUCAGGUUAACGCCAUCAACAACGCUCAGGCUCUAGAUGCUGCUCGCAUCGCUAACGUACAGAGGGCCCAGGCUGCAGCCAUCGAAAACGCGAGAGCCGCUGAAGCAGCAAGACGCGCCGCCGCCGCUAGCUCUCUCGAGCUGGCCCGUGCCGUAGAAGCUGAACGUCUGGCCAAUGCUGCGCGCGUUCAAGCUAUCGCUAUUGCCAAUACUCGCGCAGUGGAAGCCGCUCGUAUCGCGAACGCCGCGAGAGCUCAGGCCGCAGCUGUCGCCAGUAGCGCGGCUCAGGCGCAAGCUGUCGCCGACACUGUCGCCAGACAAGCCCACGAUGGCGCCCUGCUGCUUGGCGGUGGUUACGGAGGAUUAGUGGCUGCCGCUCCGGCUGUAGCUGCAGUGCCCGUCGGCGGUCUCGGCGGCUACGGACUGGGCGGAGGCUAUGGACUCGGCGGAGGCUACGGACUCGGCGCCGGCUGGGGACUCGGCAAACACUAAAUUAGACUGAACAGCACAGUGUUGGAUUUCCCUUAACCAUAAUAACCAGAUUUCUACAUCCAUUUCAAUAUCUUCCAUAGAAAUGGUUAGCGGCAGGCCUCAGUAGAUUUGGACUGGUCAUGUAAAUAGAUUUUAUUUCGAAUUUUAUAAGCUCAUAAUAAAUUGU
This is a messenger RNA of Amyelois transitella, 1092 nucleotides long. RefSeq names its product cuticle protein 16.5-like. The transcript has 3 exons. The coding region runs from base 72 to 926 and encodes 284 amino acids. Lineage: Eukaryota; Metazoa; Arthropoda; Insecta; Lepidoptera; Pyralidae. The record is from RefSeq and is a predicted model, not a curated record.